AUGCAAGGGUGCGCUACACUUCCUAGGCCCGGGUGUAGUGGAAAAUAUGCAAGGGUUGCUAGGCCGUCGCCCGGAAGCGGCGCGCCACCCAAGGGUGGUGUUAACUAUCCAAGGUUUCAUGGUAAGGGGAGAGGUAAGGGUAAGGGUAGUAGGAUGCGGUUUGGGACUUGGAACAUUGGUUCUUUGACAGGGAGAUUAGUCGAAGUAGUAGAGGUUAUGAGAAGGAGGAGAAUUAACAUAUUAUGUUUGCAGGAGACUAAGUGGGUUGGAAACAAGGCAAGAGAAAUAGCUCCAUGGGGUUAUAAGCUUUGUGACGUGUCCCGAAAGAGUGAUCGAAUUAUGAGUAUUAAGCUUGUGAUAGGGGAUGAAGUUGUAACUAUUGUGAGUGCCUAUGCACCACAAGUAGGACUAGAUGCUUCAACUAGACAAGAAUUUUGGGAGGAUUUAGAAGAAGUGGUGCAACGUGUCCCUAGAAGUGAGAAACUGAUCAUUGGUGGGGAUCUCAACGGACAUGUAGGCUCGAGUCGUGAUGGGUUUGAAAGCAUUCAUGGUGGUUUUGGGUAUGGGGAGCGGAAUGAAGCGGGAAACGCUAUUUUGGAUUUUGCAUUGGCAUAUGACUUGGGAAUAAUGAACACUUGGUUUGAGAAAAGAGACUCUCAUCUAGUAACCUAUAGGAGUGGAGAUAAUACGAGUCAGAUUGACUUCUUUUUAGUAAGGAAUGCUUUGAGACAGUGCUACACCAAUUGUAAGAAGUUAUAUAAGGAGGAGAAGACCACUAGUGGAGCCUAG
This is a messenger RNA of Spinacia oleracea (spinach), 789 nucleotides long. RefSeq lists its product as uncharacterized. The record is from RefSeq and is a predicted model, not a curated record. Gene Ontology annotation, molecular function: catalytic activity. Lineage: Eukaryota; Viridiplantae; Streptophyta; Magnoliopsida; Caryophyllales; Amaranthaceae. The transcript has 3 exons. Bases 1 to 789 code for a protein of 262 amino acids.